AUGACAGACGUAGAGAACGCACUCUCUGUAGCAGAACGAGGAGAACUGAGGCGCUCCCUGGCAGCUACAAAAGACCCAUACAUCGCCGCAAUCCCGAAAGUCGAACUCCACAUUCACAUAGAAGGUAUCAUAAGUGCAGAUCUGAAAUGGAAGUUCUCGCAGCGAAACGACCGACCAAUCAUCAACCCGCGAACCGGUCAACCUUUCUCUUCACUUGCUGAGCUUCGAGAUUCUCAUGACACCCUGAAGCCGCGUACGGGGAACCGCAUGGAUAACAGUGAAGAGACUUUGUCCUUUUUCGAGGCUUACUAUGGUGGCUUUGAGGUUCUCAAGACUCAGCAGGAUUAUUACGAUCUUGCUAUGGAUUACUACGAACAUGCUGCAGCAAUGAACGUGCGAUAUGCCGAGAUCUUCUUUGAUCCACAAGGCCAUACGCGUGUUGGAACGAGUUGGGAGAUGAUGAUGGAAGGUUUCCGAGGAGCGCAGCGGAAAGCUGAACAGGACCUCAACGUGAAGUCUGCUUGGAUCAUGUGCUUCCUUCGGGAUGAAACACUAGAGUCCGCAAUGGAACACUAUGACGCAGCACUCAAAUACCGCGAUAUGAUAGUAGGAAUCGGCCUUGACUCCAAUGAAGUUGACAGACCACCAUCGCUUUUUGACGAAGUCUUCUUGAGAGCCAGAAACGAUGGCUUCCGUCUUACGGCGCACUGCGACGUUGGCAAGCCCUAUCCUCUCGAACAUAUCCAUCAGGUGGCGACGAAUAUUGCAGGCACAGGGGCCGAUAGAAUUGACCACGGACUCAAUGCUGCUAGCGAUACAGAUCUCAUGAAUCUUGUCAAGGACAAAAACCUGGGGAUGACCAUCUGUCCCUGGUCGUACAUCCGCCACCAACCAAUAGACGAGGUGUUCCAGCGAAUUCGAACGCUCUUCGACGCUGGCAUUAAGAUUGCUAUUGCAAGCGACGACCCAGCGUUUAUGGAGGAUACAUGGGCGCUGGAGAACUUGCUAGUGGUGAAAAGGUACUGUGGCUUUACAAAUCUAGAGAUUCAAAGGCUGGUGGAGAAUGCUAUAAAGAUUUGCUGGACUUCUGAAGAUGCGAGAGAGGAGAUGUUGCGCGAGCUGUAUAACAUCGAACCGGGAACUUAG
This is a messenger RNA of Alternaria burnsii, 1146 nucleotides long. RefSeq names its product adenosine deaminase. The transcript has 2 exons. Gene Ontology annotation, biological process: adenine catabolic process; hypoxanthine salvage. Gene Ontology annotation, cellular component: cytosol. The record is from RefSeq and is a predicted model, not a curated record. The coding region runs from base 1 to 1146 and encodes 381 amino acids. Gene Ontology annotation, molecular function: adenine deaminase activity. NCBI's taxonomy places the organism in Eukaryota, Fungi, Ascomycota, Dothideomycetes, Pleosporales, Pleosporaceae.